This is a messenger RNA of Ogataea angusta, 3327 nucleotides long. RefSeq lists its product as uncharacterized. Gene Ontology annotation, molecular function: ubiquitin binding; identical protein binding; protein-macromolecule adaptor activity. The record is from RefSeq and is a predicted model, not a curated record. The coding region runs from base 1 to 3327 and encodes 1108 amino acids. NCBI's taxonomy places the organism in Eukaryota, Fungi, Ascomycota, Pichiomycetes, Pichiales, Pichiaceae. The transcript has a single exon.
AUGGCCUCCGUAUUUUUGGGAGUCUAUGUCGCUCUGUACGACUACCAGGCCCAGAACGACGAGGAGCUUUCCAUCCAGGAAAACGAUCUUCUUUACCUUCUCGAAAAGUCCGAUAUAGAUGACUGGUGGAAAGUGAAAAAGAGAGUCGUCGACGCAGACGUCGAAGAACCCUCGGGACUGGUUCCCAGUACCUACAUCGAGCCGGCGAAGGUGAUAGGCCAUGCCAGAGCCCUGUACGACUAUGACAAACAGACAGAGGAGGAACUCACCUUCACCGAAGGCGCCCAAUUCGACGUUUACGAUACCUCUGAUCAAAACUGGACUCUUGUUGGCUUGAAUGGUCAGCAAUUUGGAUUUGUGCCUGCUAAUUACAUAGAGAUGGGGCAGACUCAACAGCCUGCCUUACAAGCGCCACAACUGUCUUCCUAUGGAUCCAGUACCGCUCUGAGAAAUUUCCCUCCUCCUCCGCAGAGAGCCGACGUGCGUGAGGAAAGAGCUCCAUCGAUCGCAUCUCCUGCACCACAGAUGCCUACUCGGCCGAAUCUGGCCGACUCUGUGCGUUCUCCAGACGAGGAAGCGCCUCCUCCGAUGCCUUCCAGACCAAGAAGCAGCACCGUUAAUUCCAGAAGAAGCGUGGUUUCCGACACGUAUGCCGAGUCACGCGACUCUGAUGGUGUGCCAGCCACUCAGGACAACGAUGCAUUUGUGAAGGACGACUUCUUCACCUGGACGGUGUACGAGAUUGACGGCAGGAAGAAAAAGAAGGCCACAUUUGCCAUUGGCAACUCGUCGAUUUUCAUCACUCCGAGCGGGUCGUCGGAUUCCAGAGAUUGGAGCAUCAACGAUUUGCUCAGUUACAGCCACGAGAAGAAGCAUGUGUUCCUAGACUUCAAGAACCCGACUGCUUCUUAUGAGUUGCAUGCUGGAACCAAAGAUUCUGCAGAGGCUAUUGUGUCGAUCUUGGGAGAUCUCAAAGGCAUGGCCUCGAUGAAUGUCCUAAAGGACGUCAAGGAGGCUUCAAUUCCCAACACGAAGAAACAGGGGAAGAUCAUUUACGACUUCGAGGCCGCCUCUCCAGACGAGCUCACCUGUUUUGAGGGCGAUACCGUCAACAUCAUUAACGACAAAAAGAGCAAGGACUGGUGGAUGGUGCAGAACGUCGAAACCGGAGAACAAGGGGUUGUCCCUUCAAACUACGUCAAGGUUAUCGGCCCAAGCUCUGGAUCCGCUGCGGCCGCCGGCCUGAGGUCGUUGUUCUCCAGGAAAGGCUCUUCCUCGUCGCUGAGUCCGAAAAAGAAACGUGUCGAGAAGGAGAAGAAAAAGGAGGCCGAAAGAGAGUUGGCUAUCGAAAGAGAGGAGCUGGAGAGACAGAGACGUCGCCAGCAGCGCAAAGAGAGGGAGCUCAGGGACCGUUCUGAAAGAGAGAGAAUCAGAAAAGCCGACGAAAGGGAAAGAGAAAAAAGAGCCAAAUCCAGCUCCAAGCACAAGGACUCGUCAAAGCCCAACCCCUACCGUGUUCGUACGUGGAUCGACAGAUCUGGCUCUUUCAAAGUCGAGGCCGAGUUUCUCGGAUGUUCUGAUGGGAAGAUCCAUUUGCAUAAAGUGAACGGUGUCAAGAUCGCUGUUGCUGCUCAGAAGUUAUCUGUGGAGGACUUGGAGUUUGUGGAGAGGAUUACCGGCAUGUCCCUGGAGUCUUACAAGGACAAAAAGCAGUCGCCUCCUCAGCGUUCGGAGCCUGCUCCAGCUGUUGUUGCGGCUCCAGAAAAACCAAAGAGCUCUGCUAUACCGUUCAACGAGAAAUUGUAUGAAUUUUGGUUCGACUUCUUUGUCACUUGUGGAGUCGACGCAAACGUUUGUGACAAGUAUGCCAGAAACUUUACCACAGAGCAGAUGGACGAGGCUAUCAUGGCAGACAUCGAUACUCCUUUGAUGAGAACACUUGGAUUGAAAGAGGGAGAUAUUUUGAGAGUCAACAAGUAUCUGGAUAGCAGGUUCAAUCGCAAGCCAGAGCCUAUCUCGACCCAGCCAACUAACGGCGGCCUCUUCAGUACCAAUGACGGCUCGUUAAAGACCAACAAGGCCAACGCAUCGUCGGACUCGGUGAACGGCCAAAAUCUGAAGCAGCAGUUCGAAGACGACGCCUGGUCCUUGAAGCCGGCUGCUAAGACUGGUGAGUCCAGGCCAGUGACACCACAGCUCACUGGAUCGAUCCAGGAUCUAGUGAAUAUCAAGCCAAUGGAGCCAACCAAGAGUGGCCUUGUCGAGUCUUCAGCUUCAGCUCCUGCGCCUCAAAAGCCUACAUCGACGGGAUCGGCCAGUACCCUUCCAGCUGUUACCCCUCAGAAGACUUCGGGCACGCUGAAUCCGCAAUUGACAGCCAUGCAGACCGGUGCCCUGAUGGCAAUGCCUACCGGUUUCAUGCCUAUCACCAUGGUUCCUAUGCUUACAGGCCAAGCCACCGGCUUGAUACCUUUGCAGCCAACAGGAAAGAUCAUGCCGGCUACCACUUUUGCUCAAAGGACCGGAGGCACCAUGCCAGCCACUACCUUUGCUCAGAAGACAGGUGGCUUCAUGCCUGUGACCACAUUUGGCUCUUUUGCUCAGCCUCAGCCUACGGGAGGCUUAGUGCCUCUGCAGCCAACGGGUCUGGUGAUCAACAAGACAGGAGGAAUGCAAAGAACUGGAGGCAAUCUGGUGCCUUUGCAGACCAGCUUCCCAGCAAUGCAGGCUACCAUGAAAACAGGUGGCUUGAUGGGACAACCUCUUGGCACGUUUGGACAGCAGACUGGCCUGCAAGGCGGAGUGAUGGGACAGCAGACUGGAUUCCAAAAUGGUGGUUUCGGCCAGCCAACCGGCUUCCAAUCCGGGUAUCAGCCAGGUUUCCAGCCAAGCAUCCAGCCAAACUUUCAACCGAACUUCCAAACAGGUCUCCAAACAGGAGCACAGACAGGAUUACAAAAUGGACUAACGGGUCAGCGUACCGGCUUUGUUCCUCAGAGCCAGUUCGGUAUGAACCAGCUCAGCAAUAUGUUUGCGCAAACGUCGCUCGGUGGUCCAACGGGUGUAAAUAACAUGAACGGCAUGAGUACCGGCUUCAACACCAUGUCGAACCCGGCCUCGAGCUUCAAUACGGGUCUGAAUAUGAAUGGCAUGAACCAGUUCCCACCGACCAGCUUUAAUUCUUCGUUCAACGAGCCUUUAACUUCGCAGCCAACUGGACUGGGCUUUGGUAAUGCUCCAUCCACAUCUUUUGGGCUCCAAAGUCAACCUACCGGCAAGAGAGCUAAUCUGGCUAAUGCUACCGCAGAUAAUCCGUUCGGAUUUUAG